CAGAGCUACCAUUAACUUGAACGAAUUACAGAGGCGAUCUUGUACAUAUCAUCAAAUCGGAAAAGAUGACGGUGAUGCAAAAGCUGCGAAUGUUUGUUGUCCAAGAGCCUAUUGUCGCUACUUCUUGCCUCAUCGCCGGAAUUGGAUUGUUCCUUCCAGCAGUGGUAAGGCCGAUACUAGACUCUUAUGAAACAACAAAGCAAGUACCUCCGACUGCUUUAAGCGAUGUGGUUGCUGGUGUGACCGGGAAGAAACACAGUUGAUAAUCGGAAAGGAUGGCGUUUUCUAUUGUCGAAAUAAAUUGUGUGAGAACAUGUAUCUUCUUUUUUGAGGAAUAAUCACUUUUAAAUUGUAUGUCUUGCUAUAUCAUUUGCAACUUUUACUUUUGGGGGCAUUGAUUUAAUAUCAUCUUCUAUUUUGUAUUAAACAUU
Molecule: messenger RNA, 431 nt
Organism: Erythranthe guttata (spotted monkey flower)
Lineage: Eukaryota; Viridiplantae; Streptophyta; Magnoliopsida; Lamiales; Phrymaceae
Product: fiber
Source: RefSeq, a predicted model, not a curated record